Messenger RNA from Funneliformis mosseae, 550 nucleotides. The record is from the annotation of a GenBank genome assembly. Lineage: Eukaryota; Fungi; Glomeromycota; Glomeromycetes; Glomerales; Glomeraceae.
AUGGCAUUGAAAAGCAACUUGAAAGACCUGAAAGAAAUAAUUAAGGAUUUAGAGAAAGCUGACGAGGAUAAUCAAUUCACACUCAACUUUUUACGUGAUGAAAUAGGUAGCGAUGAUUUGGACAAUUUAAAAGAAUUAUUAGGAGGACGUAAACUUACCGAGAUAUUAGCCGAAUUAAGUGAUCGAAAACAAGAUGUUAUAAUCUUAAAUAAUCAUUUAAUAACAAAAGAAAAGGAAUUAUUAAAGUUAAAUUCACAAUUAAAAUAUUUAGAAGAAAAGGUAAAAGAGCGAGAAGAAGCUAUUAAUGUUUUAGAAGAAAGGAAUAAAGAAAUAGAAGUAAAGACCAACGAAAUUAUUAAGAUUGUAGACAACCAAACUACAACCAAGAAAGAAACUAUUAAAUAUUUGGAAGAAAAGUUUAGAGAACAUGAGAAAGAAGUCAAAAUGAUGCAAGAAAUUAUUAUUGAAUUAGGAGAAAUUGACUCAGAAGACCUUAUUGUAUUGUAUCUCCAAGGAUCAAUCACAUAUGGUACCUAUGGACUUCAUUUAG